Messenger RNA from Nilaparvata lugens (brown planthopper), 4967 nucleotides. It is a transcript of the gene rb, whose product is annotated as AP-3 complex subunit beta-2-like. The record is from RefSeq and is a predicted model, not a curated record. Gene Ontology annotation, biological process: intracellular protein transport; vesicle-mediated transport. The coding region runs from base 149 to 3244 and encodes 1031 amino acids. Lineage: Eukaryota; Metazoa; Arthropoda; Insecta; Hemiptera; Delphacidae. The transcript has 10 exons. Gene Ontology annotation, cellular component: AP-3 adaptor complex; membrane coat.
AGACUUCGUCCAAAGUCCAACUCAAACAGCUGUAGGCUGUAGCCGAGUAGCCGUAGCAAAAAAUUCUGAUUAUUUUAUUAGUAAUAUUAUUAUUUAUUUGUAUCACGUUAUGUAAAUAUAAUUACUAUUAAAAGAAGGGCUUUUCAAAAUGUCGAACAACGGUUCUUACAGUAACAACCGUCCAUCUUCUGGUCUCGGAGGAAAUGAUAUUGAAUAUCCAAGCGAUCCAGCUUCUGGAAGCUUCUUCGUACUACAUGAUUAUAAAAAACAUGAAGAUUUGAAGCAGAUGCUGGAUAUGAAUAAAGACAGUGUCAAAUUAGAGGCCAUGAAAAGGAUCAUAGGGAUGGUUGCAAAAGGCAGAGAUACUUCAAACUUGUUCCCAGCGGUUGUCAAAAACGUAGUAUCGAAAAAUAUCGAAGUGAAGAAACUGGUCUACGUCUACUUGGUGCGUUAUGCUGAGGAACAACAGGAUUUGGCCUUACUCUCCAUAUCCACGUUCCAACGUGCCCUCAAGGAUCCGAAUCAGCUGAUCCGCGCCAGCGCACUGCGAGUGUUGUCGAGUAUCCGCGUGAGUGUGAUUGUGCCGAUCGUGAUGCUGGCCAUCAGAGACUCGGCCUCCGACAUGUCGCCCUAUGUGCGCAAAACCGCCGCGCAUGCCAUCCCGAAACUGCACAGUCUGGACCCGGAGCAGAAGGACGAGCUGGUGCUGGUGAUCGAGAAGCUUUUGUCGGAUAGGACGACGCUGGUGGUGGGCUCGGCGGUGAUGGCGUUCGAGGAGGUGUGCCCGGAACGCAUCGACCUCGUGCACCGGCACUUCCGCAAACUGUGCAACCUGCUGGUCGACGUCGACGAGUGGGGACAGGUGCUCAUCAUCAACAUGCUCACGCGGUAUGCGCGCACCCAGUUUGCCGAUCCCAAUCUACAGGUCAGUCUCAAAACGGUAGUUUUAAAACUGUCACAUUGUGUUGUGAUGAGCGUGUGUCGGCUGUACCACCACCUGGCGCCUCGCUCCGAAGUUGGCAUCGUGACAAAAUCGCUGAUUCGACUUCUGCGCUCACACCGCGAGGUGCAGUCAGUAGUGCUCAACUGCAUCGCCUCCAUGUCGCUGUCUCGCAAGGGCCUCUUCAAGCCUUACCUAAAGAGUUUCUUUGUGAGAAGCAGCGACCCCACCCACAUCAAGCUGCUGAAACUGGAGAUACUCACUAAUCUGGCAACUGAAACUAGUAUAUCGUUUGUGCUGCGCGAGUUCCAGACGUAUGUUUCGAGUACGGACAAGGAGUUCGUGGCGGCGACGAUCCAGGCGAUCGGACGGUGCGCGGCGAACAUUCGCGAGGUGACCGACAACUGCCUGGACGGCUUGGUGGCCAUGCUGUCAGGCCGCGACGAGGCUGUGGUGGCCGAAAGUGUGGUGGUCAUCAGGAAGCUGCUGCAGUCGCAACCGGCCCGCCACAAGGAUAUUGUUGGUCGCACGGCCAGGCUGCUCGCCACAGUCACUGUGCCGCAGGCGCGUGCCUCCAUACUCUGGCUGCUGGGGGAGUACUGUCGACUCGUACCCAACAUUGCACCCGACGUGUUGCGUAGUAUCGCGAAAACCUUCACCACCGAGGAAGAUAUCGUCAAACUCCAGGCGUUGAAUUUGGCUGUUAAACUGUAUCUAACCAACCCAGAACAAACAACACUUCUCUGUCAGUAUAUCUUCAGUCUGGCUCGCUAUGACCAAAACUACGACAUCCGUGAUCGAUCAAGGUUUCUGAGACAGUUUGUGUUCCCCAUCACCAACGAUUCCAGUCUCUCCAAGCAUGCCGUCAAUAUAUUCCUAGCUUCAAAACCAGCUCCGCUACUCAAAUCAAAAUUCAAGGACCGGGAACGUUUUCAGUUGGGUUCCUUGUCGCAUUACAUCGACACGCGGGCGGCAGGCUACCACGAUUUGCCGGACUUCCCGGAAAUACCGCCUGAUCCGACAGUUCGUGAUGUUCCCGAGGCUCCCGUCGCCGUCGAGGCGGUCACUGUGUCACAGAAGUCCGGGCAGGGAUCGUCGCGCAAGAAGAAGAAGUCGUUCUACUCGGACAGUGACAGCACGGCGCAGGAGGACAACGAUGAUGACGAUGAUGAAGAGUCGUCGUCAUCUGAAGAGGAGGAGUCCAGCUCUGACGCUCCAACUGAUGACGAUGAUGAUGCUGCAUCUGACGUCACACCGACGCCCAACACCGACGCUAAACGCAAAGAAUACAAAAACUACGGAGAAACUAAGGACGAAGACGAGGAAAGCAGUGAUGAAUCGUCGUCGUCUUCCUCCGAUGAAGACAGCUCCAGUGAAGAAUCAUCUUCCGAGGAAUCAACUCCGACGCCCAAACCAACUCCCAAACAAAAGCCGGCAGCCAAGCAGCAGCAGCAGCAGAAGACAGAGAGGUCGAACUUGGACUUGUUGCUGGAUCUGGACGACACUGUGCCGUCUAUUAGCACGCCGGUGAUGACGCCUUCGCUGGGCGGCUUCCUGACACCACUGGUGGCCAGUGGGGCCCCUCCAGUGCCAGUGGCGGCCAGUGGCAUCACCAGUGUCGCCCCCCUGCUCCUCCCCGCCAGGAACGUAGAAGUGCUCAAUCGUAUCACGGGCUCAGGUUUACAGGUGAAAGCCCGUUUCACACGGUGUCCGCACCUCUACUCGCCAACGAUGACUUCGGUGGAGCUGACGUUCACCAAUCAGGGCACAGAGCCACUCAACAACAUCCACAUGACUGACUCGGGUGCAUGCGCCAUCCAGCUGCACGACUUUGCGCCAAUCACAGCGCUCGCUCCCGGCGCAUGUGCAGUGGGAACUGUGGGCAUCGCCUGGAACGACAGCACGCAGCCGGCUCAGUUGCCUCUCGGCUGGCAAGAGGGUAGUGUCACCGUGCAGCUGCGAGCGGCUGUCGGCGAGCUGCUUGCACCGGUCACUAUGCCAGAGACCAUGUUUGUCAGCGAGCAGGCCAAACUGAAAGGUAUGAAUGAGCAUUCAGCAAAACUAUCGAAGACGAUGGACUCGAGAAAAGUUACUAUGAGCAUCCUGGAAGCGGCCAACUUGGGAUCUACACCGUCUUCUUCGCCUGAUACUCUGAGGUUCAGUGCGCAAACGAUGUCUUCGAAAUCACUAGUGCUUGUCACGAUUGUGAUUGCUGUCGAUUCUAUUGAGCUGGUAGUCAAUUGCGAGAAGAUGGUGAUUGGUUCUAUGCUGCUCAACGAACUCAAAUCGGCUCUACAAGCUUAGAAAGUUGUCAACUAAUGAGUCUCAUAACUAAUAUCUGCUUCCUCGAGGUUCAUCUCAGGGACCUUGGAUACUUUAAGUUCCAUCCAAGUCCAAACGAAGCUUCAGUGGUUCAACUCUGAAUGUAACUCAUUUUAAUAAAUCCAACCACAGUUUUAUUAUCGAUAAUUCAUAGUUAAUCAUCAAUUAGGUUAAACUUGGGUUAUCAUAAAUCCUGAAUUGAUUUAAAGUUGAGUUGCUAUUAGGCCUCAGUAAAGUUUCAUCUUAGUAAAGCUGAUAUCUCUGUAGCGUAGCUUGAAAUACGUCUCCGGGAGACAUACCCCCACCUAAUGUUGAAUCUAUGCUACGCCGGUUUCAUUGAUAAACAUUAGGAGAUACGUCGGCUAGGUCUUUCAAACUACGCUAUGGCGGUGUGAGAUGACCGUAAGAUUGCAGUUUCUAAAACUGAAAUGUCUAAGAAAAAUAUCUUGUAAGCUGUGUAUUCUCAGCUAGUUGAUCUGAGAAGUGGUUCAUGUCAUUUAUUGGAUCAAGCAUUACAAUGAUGGAAUGACAAUUUUCCGACCACUUGCUGCUAAAACUUCAGUUGGAAUUAAAUCAGAGGGUAAUGCUUCUCCAAUUAUUUUUGAGGAUAUUUUUAUAUUGCAUUAUUAUUUAAUUGUAAACUUGCCUAUGAUAUUAGUUAUAAGCGCUUUAAUUUUGUUUCAAAUUGUGCCUGUAUAACACCACUUACUAUAGGACCUGUUGCUAUAGCUCUUUACAACAUAGAAUUGCAAUGAGAUAUUGUCUAUUAUUGUGAUAACUUUUGAGAUACGGAUAAUUUCAUUAGAAAUCUCCAGUGAACUCUCUAGAGUGGAACAAUGUACUUAAAUCUAGAGUUCACUGGGAAUCUCUGAAACGCUAUUCAAUAAAACUGUUGAAUUAUGCAUAUUUUGGAAAAAUGGAGUUCAAUGAAUAUAAUUAAAAUUACUCGAACUCCUCAAAUCAAGUUAAAUAGAAGAAAUCCUAUCUUUAUCAAAUCACAAUAUUCAUGAUAAUCAUGAUGUUCCAUUUCACCAUACAAACUGCUAAUAUUAUUCAAAGUGAUUUAAUCUAGAUUUCAACUAAAUGUCCAUGAUAAAAAUAUCACCGUAUAGAUAUUUAUCAUGAUUAGUAGCCUAUUGGAUGAAAGCUGUCCGAGUCUUCUUACAACUUCUUAUAAAUGUAGCUUAUAACUUAUGUGUUGCUCUCAAAGAACUUUUAUAUAUUUUUUAUUGAACUUAUCAUUGUUUCGAAACCUUUCCAAUAUCUACAUUCCAAAAAUGUAAGGUUUGUGCUUGUAACUACAGAGUUGCAUCCUCUAAAGGUACAUUUUCUUAUUCUACUUAUAAUUGUUUUCUAAAUGUAAGAGUGGUUUUCAAAUGGUUGAACAAUAAGCAGUAAUUCAUCUGCUAAAUUAUCAUUAAAGACGUUCCAAAACUUUACGGUUACUAUUUGUAACUACAAAUUUCUCAAUCUUUACUAUCAUGUAACUUCUUAAUCUAAGCCAUUUGCGUAGUAGGUACUUGUAUCACUAUAACGUUUUAAUGUGGUGGCCCAUAUUUUCAUCAAGAACAGAGUAAUACAUUCCUCUCACAUAAACAAUAUAGUGAAAUUUAAUGAAAUGAAUCGAAAAUGCAAAUAAUGGAAUUGAACAGAAAAUAGCUGUGAAUUUUUUCGCUAACUUAUUAUAUUGGACUACCUGAGAAGA